This is a messenger RNA of Notolabrus celidotus (New Zealand spotty), 3960 nucleotides long. RefSeq names its product cordon-bleu WH2 repeat protein-like 1b (gene cobll1b). The coding region runs from base 368 to 3406 and encodes 1012 amino acids. NCBI's taxonomy places the organism in Eukaryota, Metazoa, Chordata, Actinopteri, Labriformes, Labridae. The record is from RefSeq and is a predicted model, not a curated record. The transcript has 14 exons. Gene Ontology annotation, molecular function: actin monomer binding.
UUGGAUGUUACUUUGUAUUUGCUUUCUCAAGACGCAAACUGCUGUUUAUACCAGAUGCCUUUCAAUGAUCCUGGAGGGAAGGUAUACUGUAUUAGAGAGACGCCCCUUUCUAAAGGCUUAAUGUUACCAUGCAGCGUCUUGGAUGUACAGAGGGAAGUUGGAAGUGUUGUGUGUGCUGUCAGGGGCAAAAAGAUUUAAUCAUGUGUGGCAGCUUAGUGUAAAAGGAGGUGAGAACUACGUUACCACGCUGCAAUGGUUUGCGUAAAAUGCGCAACAAACGGAACCUUAAAGGCGGAAUAAUGAAUCAUUUAUCCAAACAAAAUCUUUCUGAGGCACUCUACAUGUAACAUUACCUCCUUGAAGACUAAUGGAAGUGGACAACUGCGUCGAAAACCAGCUACAUUCAUGUCCGGGGGAUUUAGUUAAACCAUUGAGUAUUGUCAUGGAUGAUCACGGAUCCCAGCAACAUCCACGGAGUCCUGGUCUGAGGGUGUCAACCAAAAGCAAAGCACCAACCCCGCCAGGACUAAAGAAGUUGGAUUCCCCAGGUUUCUCCCAGUGGUACCCUGGAAACCCUCAACUAACCAUGGAGCAGAAGGAGAACCUUAUUGAUAAAGAACUCUCUCUGGUUGUGGUUCUGCCUGGAGGAGUAGAAAAGAUGACCACAGUCCAUGGCAGCAAACCCCUCAUGGAUCUGUUAGUGACGCUUUGUGCAAAGUAUCACCUGAAUCCAUCGAGCCACACCUUAGAGCUGGUCACCUCCAACAGGAAGAAGACCAAACUCAAGCCCAAUGCUCUCAUAGGAACUUUGGAUGCAGAGAAGAUCCUGCUUAAACCUAAAGGAGAGGACAAAAAUAAGAGGACCAUCCCUCAGAUGCCGGAGGCAACAGUUCGAAUGGUGAUCAACUACAGAAAGACCCAGAAAACAAUACUACGAGUCAGUCCUCGAGUUCCACUGUCAGAUCAUUUGCCGGCUAUCUGUGAGAAAUGUGAAUUUGAUGUUGAGUCUACAGUUCUGCUGAGAGACGUCCACUCACUGGCUCCUUUGGACAUAUCCCACUCUCUGAAUGAUUAUGCAAUAAGAGAGGUUUAUGCAAGAGACACAAAAGGACCUGCUUCUCCUGUGUUUCCAGCCUCUCCAACUCAUACAGGUACAGUCACACCUGGAAAAGAUAAAAAUCAAAAAGAGGAAGAAAACAAAGGCCUCUUCAGUUUGUUUAGAAGAAGCAAGAAGAAAUCAUACCAGGCAACCACCGUCAGUGCCCCAGCUUCUCCUGUGCUCGUGAGCAAGCCACGACCUCUCAGCAUGGCCUUACCAAGCUCUCAUUCAUCCAUGGUCGGCUCACCUUCAAUACAUAGUGACGUGCCAAAGAAGAGACGCGCACCACAACCGCCAAUCCUCAUGUCCCAGAGCUGCCCAUCAGACGUCAGCACCCGACGGAGACUUUACUCAGAACCGAACACCAAACUGGAUUACGACCAGAUGUCUGGUAUAAGUCGAGGGUCCUCAGCGGAGUCUUCGUUAAAGAGAACCAAACGAAAAGCUCCUCCACCCCCUUCAUCCCCAAGUGCUGUCGUCCAGGAAAAAGUACCUCUGGAUGAAAACAUGUCAGGAGGUGCAGCUGCUAUCACACUGGAGGAGAUUAUGGAGCAAGAAGAGUCCACUGCCUCUGUAAAGUCUGCAACUGCUAGUGAAACCCAGGGAGAGGACAGCAGCCUCAACAUGUCUGCUGAUGUUUCUUUGCAUUCCCCGUCCCCAGACACUGAGAUACUGAGCACAACGCCCACUGAGGGCCGUGGGGAAGAUCAGACUUGUGAUCUGUCCUCAGAUGGCAAUCAACUGCAGAGCACAGUGAAUGAUACUGCAACUCAGAAUGAUGUGAAGACUGAUAAUGGUGCAGAAUCAUCUGAACUGGCAGAUACAAGUGAGACUCCAUGUCAGGUUGAAAAUGUAACACCAACCCCACAGCAAAUCUAUGAAGAGCCUAAACCUGAUAGUGUUGAAGCCGAAUGCAGUUCUGCACCCAGCAGCCCCCCUCCACCUGUGACACAGGAUGCAGAAGCACAGGCGUCCGUUCAAGCAAACACUGAAACCCCCGGGGAACAGGUUAAGAGGUUGGAGAGUCAGACAGCCACCAGCACAACACGCCUGGCUGCAGAGGAUGCUCAGGUGCAAACAGAUUUAACACAGCUGCCUGUGUCUCCACAACAGCCUACGGAUCAAGUCCCUCCUUCAGCUGAAUUGGAAGCAUCGGGAAAGAGAGAUAUGGCCACUUUGACGGAAGAACUGGACCAUAAACCUUCCUUAUCCCACACCUUAGAGACCUCAUCAUGCCAAGACUCCCCACCAAGUGGCCCUGCCACGAUAAAAUCCCCAUCUAUUUAUGCGACAAACUCUGAGCCAAAGCCCAAGCCUUCCAACGAGCUGACAAGGGACUACAUCCCAAAGGUGGGGAUGACGACAUACACUAUUGUGCCUCAGAAAUCUGCGGAGAAACUUAGAUAUUUUGAGGUUGCACUGACACUGGAGGCAGCUGCCUCUGCUCAAGAAGAAGGACCUGAUAUUGGUUCUCUUCAGUUGGAGGAAAACACAGCAUCAGAGAGACAGAUUGAGGAAAAAAGCGAUGUUCCCCUGGCAGAUUUAACCACUAGUACUAUUACUACUACGCAAGACACUGUUAAUGGAAGUAUACCUGAAACAAUUCAAUCCCCAUCAUCAACCAGUUUAGAGAAAGUCGACAGCAAGAUCCCAUCCCCGUGUGAUUUGGCAUGUAACGCAAGUUCCCCUACAGAGGUCAAGGAGAUUAAAAUUCCACCCGCAACUAAACCCAAGCCUGGUUCUUUCCGCUUGGCACAGCACAAAAAAAUACCUGGGUAUUAUGUAACUUCAGCAGCAGGAAAGAACCUCAGUGCCAGUCCAGAGAGAGGAAAGUUACCUCCCCCUCCUUCUCCACCUCCUGUGCAGAGUCAGGAAGAAAUGACGGGGGCCACUAAUGUCCAGCUGAGCCCUGAAGGGGAAGACAAGACUGUCGUAUCCACACAAAUCACUAGGCAAAGUAGUUUGCCAAGCUCAGGGUUAAGCUUGGAGAAACUAAGGAGCUUUGCAGCCCCUCGGCCCUUCUCUCCCUCAACCCCAUCCCGCUUCGCCCAGGCAGUGUCCUCUGCUGUGAAAAGAAGCCAGUCCUUAAUCCAGGGGUCAAAAUCACCAGGCUCACCUGUUCCUUCACCACCUUUCUCCCCAAUUACAAGUCCUUCAGCAGUCCCAGAGUUAAAAGAAUUUUCUAAACUCAAGGAUGGCGAAAAAACAGAGCUUGAUGGUGACAAAGACUCCUCUCUGCAGGGAGUAGAGAGACAACCACAACCUUUUAGUGGAAUUGUUCAAAUGGAAGAAGAAAGCAGUCCAUAGCAGUGCCUCAAUCCUUCUGACAAUAUAUCAUCUACUGAGGAGUGUGUCCGGUCUACUUUGAGUUCCCCGGAUCUCUUUUUUACACGGCACAGAUGCAGAAAUCAUCUUAAUUUUACCUCUUUUGGUAGCCUACAACAGUGUACAUAAUAUGAAAUAUUUUGAUAAUUCAUAAUUACUGUAUUUGUUUUUUCUUGUAUGUCAUUGUAACAUGGCUGUCCUGCAUAUUUUAAUGCCUCUCUUAUUUUGUGUGACAACUAUUUCGCAUCUAAUGCAUUACUGUUUUAAGUGAACAAGAAUGUUUAAUAAAGCAAUACUGUAAAAUAAUAGACAUAUUUUACAGUGGUAAUAUUAUUGGUGGUUAUUCAGAGGAUGUAUCUAAAUAAUACUGGAUGUGUAGGACUGACCAGGUCUUACCUAUGGUACUUAAAUAGUCUUUAGAUUAUACAUUGAAUCGAUAUUUAAGUAUUUCAGAGUUUUAAUGAGGCUAUAUACAGAAAUACACUGAUGGUGCACAUUACACCUGUGUUGUUACAAAUAAAACUUUUAUCAGUUCA